AUGCUUUCUGAGCAGAAGAAGGGAUCAUGCCUUGUUGCUCGAGCAGUUCCGCCGGUAUUAGCAAGUUCUAUGGAUCGGGAUUUGUCUGACAUAAUGGAAAAACUGACCCUUGGUGAAUCCACCGCACAACGUAAAGCUGACAAGGUUGCAAACAAUGUAAGUCCGUCUGAUUUUGUCUCGCUGCAAAGUAUCAGAUCAUCAGCGUUAGCUCACAAAACAGCUACAACUUCAAAAUUUUGUGGCAACGGACCUUCUCUGUUCAACGAUUUGAUCAACAAAGAUGAGGGAACUUUGAAUGGAGAGGUGGAUCUUGAAUUGGAAGAAAAGGCCAGGGGAGACAAAUCGUGCAUUGAAAACGACCAAAGAAAAAACGGUCUCGAGAAAAUGCGGAAUAGUGAUCUGCUGUCGCGAGGCCCCGUGAAGAAUGUGCGACUUCCUCAGAACCACCAUCCAUACAGCAUGAGUAAGAUUUUCACUCGCAAAAAAAGGUGCAAGAUAUACGACAUAUUGAAUUCUUGA
Molecule: messenger RNA, 519 nt
Organism: Cooperia oncophora
Lineage: Eukaryota; Metazoa; Nematoda; Chromadorea; Rhabditida; Trichostrongylidae
Source: the annotation of a GenBank genome assembly